AUGCGUACCGUUACUGACCAAUAUUUACAGAUCAACACUAUCAAUAAAGCUGAAGGAUUAGAAUGCGACCUCCUGGCGAAAUGUGAGUUUUUCAACGCGGCUGGUUCCGUUAAGGACCGUAUUGCCAAGCGAAUGUUUGAUGAGGCGGAGAAGAGUGGGAAAAUCAAGCCCGGAGACACUAUCAUAGAACCAACUAGUGGUAACACAGGUUUGGGACUGGCUCUAUGCGCCGCUGUGAAGGGAUACAGGUGCAUAAUCUGCCUACCCGAGAAGAUGAGUAACGAGAAGGUCGACACUCUUAGAGCCCUGGGCGCCGAGAUUGUCAGAACUCCCAACGAUGCCUCUUUUGACUCUCCAGAAUCUCACAUCGGGGUUUCCAUGCGUUUGAACCGCGAAAUUCCCAACUCGCAUAUCCUGAACCAGUACGACAAUGAGUACAACCCUCUGGCGCACUACGACACCACCGCAGAGGAGAUUCUCGAGGCGUGUGGGGGUAAGGUAGAUAUGCUGGUAGCCGGUGCCGGUACUGGCGGUACAAUCACAGGUAUCGCCCGUAGGCUGAAGGAGGUGUGUCCCGAUGUCAUCAUCGUGGGUGUUGAUCCGGUUGGGUCUAUUCUGGCACAGCCGGCGAGUCUGAAUGUCGAUGGGCCAAUGUACCAAGUAGAAGGCAUUGGAUAUGACUUUAUCCCCAACUCCUUGGAUCGAAGUCUGGUCGAUAAGUGGUACAAGUGCACUGAUAAGCCCAGUCUUAUUAUGGCGAGACGGAUGAUAAAGGAAGAAGGUCUGUUGUGCGGCGGUUCAUCCGGCGCCGCCAUGGCGUGUGCUAUCGAGGCCGCUAAAGAACUGAAAGCGGGACAGAAGUGUGUGGUGAUGCUGCCCGAUGGUUUGCGCAACUACAUGUCUAAGUUUUUGAACGAUGAAUGGAUGUAUGAGAAUGGAAUCAUGGAGAGGGCUGCCAAAGAGUCUGAGGUUGAUAGGUUUAAUGGUGCGACGGUGAAAGAUCUGGAUCUGCCCGUGCCCGUGACUGCUGCGCUUACCUCCACCUGCGGAGAGGCUGUCGAGGUGUUAAACAAGCACGGCUUCGACUAUCUUCCGUUGACGGACGUGGAUGGAAAGAUUCGCGGUCUGGUCACCGAAGGUCAGCUACUAGCCGCACUCACACAUGGACGUUGCACGGUCAGUGACCAUGUAGAGAAGUGCAUGCUGCACUUCAACACGAAGAAGAAAUUUGAGGUUAUCAAACCUGAUACGCCACUCAAAUCGCUGGAGAUGUUCUUCGAACACCAUCACAUUGGCUUCACAACCGACGACUCUGGAAACCUAGCCGGUGUGAUGACAAAGAUCGAUGUGCUCAAAUUCCUGGUGAAACAAAAUUAAUAAAUGAAUGCCUUGAUAGUGGAAUUUUUCCAUUCACAACGCUCUGAUAGGAUCGA
Molecule: messenger RNA, 1433 nt
Organism: Sphaeroforma arctica JP610
Lineage: Eukaryota; Ichthyosporea; Ichthyophonida
Product: cystathionine beta-synthase
Exons: 8
Coding region: 1-1377 (458 amino acids)
Cellular component (GO): cytoplasm
Molecular function (GO): cysteine synthase activity; cystathionine beta-synthase activity
Source: RefSeq, a predicted model, not a curated record